GGCUUCGCAUCCUUCCCCAGCCCAGGUGGCGGGGGCGUGGAGAUGUCACGGGCGGCGAUUGUUUGCUGCAGGCUGGGUCAGCGUGGCGGAUCGUGACCGAGCGGGAGAGCAGCUCUACCCGAAGCAGAAGCAUCAGCCACCACCAGUAACAGCAGAGAAACUUUGACAAAACUUCUACAGACCUCAGAGCCGCCGCCUCCCCAUCCCACAGCCAGGUGCGGAGCGGAGAGGUGGCAGGACUCAACCCAGGCGAGGUAGCCCCACUCCCCCCAGAUCGCGAAAAGCCCAGCGGGGGAGGAGACAGGGCGUCUGCUGUGCUUCCACCAGUUAUGUUUCUGCAGCUGGAACCCACAGUGACUGAGGGAAGAAGGGAGAGCAAAGUUGAACCAGAAAUCAGCGAAGUGGUGCAAUAGAAAAAGCUAAAAUAGCUCCUUGGGAACUGCUCAUUUUAUUCUUUUCUCCUCCUAUUGUGUUUCUACAUGCAAAGCCGGGGGAAUGUGAUGCGUGACAAAGACCUGUGAUUUAUUAUUUAAGCUAUUACUUAAAAAAAAAAUCAGCAACACCCAUAUCUCUGACAUCUACAGAAGCCUCCAACUCAGAGAUGUGGCUGAUUUAACAUUUUCCACCGUUUUUUUUUUAAUUACAGUACUAUUUUUCUUUGCAAAGGGAAGUUAUGAACAACUGCAAGUCCGGAAGUGAAAAUCUACAGGGGCUGUGACAAGAAGUAUUUUAUUAUUUAUAUAGAUGUGUCUAUCAGCAUUCUGCUUUUUCAUCCAAAGAAUAAAGGGAAAUGCCAGCUUCGCUGAUGUUUCAUGGUGAACAGAUGGCAUUCAAAAAGAGGAAGGACUAAAUAUCUCAUCUUUAAAAAAAGGAGAUGAUUAUUUAUUGAACUCAAGACUUUUUUUAAUCCAAAGAAUAUAUGAAUGAAAGAUUUCAUCUGUCAUUAACUGGAGAAUAAGAAAAGGCCCCUUUGCUUCUGAAGUGCAGCUAAAUCCAUAAAAGCAGCAGCGAUAAUCCUGAAAUUCAAAUAAAGACUUUAUAUGAUGAAUUUUCUAUCCUAUGGAUAUCAUUUUUGAGAUUACAAACCAGGAAGAUCUAUAUUUGAUCUAGCACCAUAUCAUUUCAAUGCCUAAUCUUCCCCAGGAUUGCUGGAGUGUCCUAGGAAUUGCACUGGUGUUGUAUGCCAUGGGCUGUAUUCAGAGUAUUAGCUGCAAAUCCAAAGUUUUCCGGGAAAGUAUUUCAGUGAUUGAAGUGAAAGCCUCCAUCGAUCCUGUUCCCACCAGCAUCGACGAAUCGUCCAGCGUGGUUCUGCGAUACCGGACCCCUCACUUUCGAGCCUCUGCCCAGGUCUUGGUACCUCCUAUCUCCAAGAAAGAGACCUGGAUCGUGGGUUGGAUUCAAGCAUGUAGCCAUAUGGAGUUUUACAACCACUACGGGGAGCAGGGAAUGUCGAGUUGGGAGCUCCCGGACCUGCAAGAUGGCAAGAUCCAGGCCAUAAGUGACUCGGACGGUGUGAACUACCCCUGGUACGGCAACACCACAGAAACCUGCAUGAUCGUGGGACCCACCAGGAAGGAAUCCAAGUUCAACAUCAGUAUGAAUGAUAACUUCUACCCAAGCGUCACGUGGGCGGUGCCUGUGAGCGAGAGCAACGUGGCGAAACUCACGAGCAUCCACCGGGAUCAAAGCUUCACCACCUGGUUGGUUGCCACCAACACGGCCACCAGCGAGAUGGUGACCCUGCAGACUAUCAAGUGGCGUAUGAGGCUGGGCAUAGAGGUGAAUCCCAGCAGACCCUUGGGGCAGCGUGCUACGCUGCGGCAACCCUUUGCUCAAGAGCAGCCCCAGGUCCUUAGCAAGAAUGAGCCAAUACCACCCAGUGCCCUUGUGAAACCCAAUGCCAAUGAUGCUCAGGUACUCAUGUGGAGGCCAAAGGACGGGCCACCACUAGUGGUGAUCCCUUCAAAAUAUCGGUAAUAGCAACCUGGCA
Messenger RNA from Terrapene triunguis (Three-toed box turtle), 1990 nucleotides. It is a transcript of the gene FAM78A, whose product is annotated as family with sequence similarity 78 member A. The record is from RefSeq and is a predicted model, not a curated record. The transcript has 2 exons. Bases 1126 to 1977 code for a protein of 283 amino acids. NCBI's taxonomy places the organism in Eukaryota, Metazoa, Chordata, Testudines, Emydidae.